Paramecium tetraurelia is the source of this 850-nucleotide messenger RNA. RefSeq lists its product as uncharacterized. Gene Ontology annotation, molecular function: nucleic acid binding. The record is from RefSeq and is a predicted model, not a curated record. The transcript is spliced from 6 exons. NCBI's taxonomy places the organism in Eukaryota, Ciliophora, Oligohymenophorea, Peniculida, Parameciidae.
AUGAAACCUAUUGUAUUUAGGAUUGACCCAAAUGUCCUUUCUCAAUUCGUUAAACCCUCAGGACAGAAGAAGGAGGCUGCAUCCUAAGUGAAUCAAGUUUAAGAUUGCUUGAAACAAUUGAACAUAGACGAUGAUGAGGAAGUUGAGUAAUUUACGAAUCAGCAACCUUCUUAGCCAGUCAUAAAAAACAGAUCAAGAACACUCUAUUCGAAUGGGUCGACUCUGCCUGAGACGCUAUCGAAGAACUCCAAUCAGUAGAUUCAGGAGAUGAAUCUCUCAAUCAGUGGAUCUUCCUUGGGUUGGGACGAAGUAUUUAGUUCCACAAUGCCAACCUCCUUCUAAAUGUUUCAAUUCAAAAACAAAAGACGCUAUGAACCUUAAUAGCAAACAACCCAAUUCCAAAUUCAAUUACAGAAUAUACCCAAAGACAACAGAACGACCCUGAUGAUAAAGAAUAUCCCAAACAAGUACUCCUAGCCUCUUCUUCUUGAGGAGAUAGACUGCACUAAUAAGGAUACUUACAAUUUCUUUUAUUUACCAAUUGACUUUACAAACAAAUGUAAUGUGGGUUACGCCUUCAUCAACUUUUAUGAUCCCUUGGACAUCCCAAAGUUUUAUCUGGAAUUCCACAAUAGAAAGUGGAGCAAAUUUAAUUCAGAAAAAAUUUGCUAGAUCACCUAUGCCAGAAUCCAAGGAGUAGAAGAAUUGUAGGGACAUUUUCAAUAUUCAACCAUAAUGCAUGAAAAAGACAGAAGACUAAAACCCAUUUUCAAAUAAAGUUCAGAGUAGAAACUAAAAAGAAAAUGAUAAAAAUUUGUUUCAAUUAGUUAUCAAUGGUUAUAUCUCAUCA